Messenger RNA from Anguilla rostrata (American eel), 6717 nucleotides. It is a transcript of the gene zic4, whose product is annotated as zic family member 4. The record is from RefSeq and is a predicted model, not a curated record. Gene Ontology annotation, molecular function: RNA polymerase II cis-regulatory region sequence-specific DNA binding; DNA-binding transcription factor activity, RNA polymerase II-specific. Gene Ontology annotation, cellular component: nucleus. The transcript is spliced from 2 exons. Gene Ontology annotation, biological process: regulation of transcription by RNA polymerase II. The coding region runs from base 4336 to 5889 and encodes 517 amino acids. NCBI's taxonomy places the organism in Eukaryota, Metazoa, Chordata, Actinopteri, Anguilliformes, Anguillidae.
AAUGGGCUACGUGCUUUUGUGAAUGAAAUGUUUAGCUCCGCAUUUAUUUCCCCCCCACCUUCCAUGGGCAUUCAUUAAAUAUUUUCUACAUCUGCCCUUAAGGGUUAUUUUGCUCAGAGGGCUGUGGGGAACGUGGACAUAGUUUGAGGUUGUGGUUCGUACUUUAGUUAUAUUUGGGGGAGAGUUAUAAUGCACCGCAAUUGGAAGUAUAAAAAAGUUGUGGGUUGUAUAAGUUAUCAAGUGAGAUUUGCGGCGCUCUCUGCAGGAAACACAGUCUGCUUGAGUUCAAAGCCACAUGCACCAAUGUGCCGUAGAAGCCAUUAAAAUAUCAUCCUGGCUGGUCGUUCCCGCUUCUAACAUUCCUAAACUCAUUCCAGAAAGACCAAAAAGAAGAGACGCGGGACUGACGUCUUCCUUGUUUUGCAUAGAUUUAACGCAACUUUAAGGCGUUUAAAAUCUGGAGGACCUCUUCAACAGGUGGAUACCGGUAAGGCAGGCGCGCGUGCAGAAGAGAAUGCAGAACUUGUGACCUCUAUUUUAGGUUGGUUUAACAAAAAAAGACGCUACAAGACAGGCUGGGUUCAUCCACAGACGCUGCGUAUUUGUAUUUGUAAUGGAAUAAGGACAUGGCUUUGUUAACUUAGAUCUACGAUACAUUUUGAUGCAGGGGUAACAGACAAUUCGCCUGUGUGAAACAACGGGCUACAACAUCGGUUCUUUGUAUGCUAUUUUCUCAGUUACGGCAUCAAUUACUCAUAGAGUAUGUAUGCUGUGAUCCUUCGUUAAUUCACAGUGCAUUGUUUCAUGUAACGUUUUAAACUGGAAUUUCAGUCCAGCACUUGCGGCCGCAAAAUGCAUUUUGUUUUCCUGUAAUUUCUAUUAUUUAUUUAUUUAUUUAUACUGUUAAUCAUAUAUGACAUAUAAUACCUCAGGAUGGAAUUACAAUGCCUUCAUUACUACUUUAAUUGCAAAUAUUUAAUAUUUUGAACUAUAUUGCAUAAAAUCAUUGUCUUUUCUUUAAAAAGGGCACCCUACUUUUAACCAAUAGAUAUUCAGAGUGGAAGUAAAUUUCGCUUUGUAUUCCACAGAUGCCUUCGCAGAGUACAUAUGCGACCCGACUCACGUUGUAUAGGCUACAACUGUUAUUUUAUAAACAUCUUUAGGAUGUCAUAAUUCAGAAGAUGUUUGCUUACUCAUGACAUGUUUGAUAUGGUGUUGUCAACGAGGGCCUUUGACAGGUCAAUUACGCCGAAAAUCCUCAAGAGAACCAAAUUCACAUCAUUGCCUUACUUCCUUUCCACCAUGGGGGAUUUGAGCCGAAUUAACCACUGGAUUUCUCUAGACACUCUUUAUUAUCAUGUGUUCGCGGUCUACAGUAAGACGUCGUGUGUUUAGACUUGCACUUCAAACAUUAAUUGCGUAAAACGAAUCGUACAUCUUAUUUGUUCAUAGAGCGUGGAUAAAAACAUCAUUUUUUUUUCAUAUCACUCAUUAAAGAGAAAAUAAAUGGGAUCAGUUAUACUACGCGUUGUAGGCUACAUAAUAUAUCCUCUCAUCUCUAAUUCGUAUAUAUCCUUUGUCUCAGCUGGUGCUACCAAGAAUAAAACAUUCAGCAUUAACCACUAAAUAUUUAGUCAUUGGUAAAAGGGUGCGGCUCUACACGAAUUAGCUGUCUGACCUAACCUGUAGAGCACGGAUUUAGGAAACUUGUACGGUUUGUUUUUUCAUGAUUGACACCCACCGUUAAAAAAAAUAAUUUAAAAAGUAACAAAAUCUGAAAAACAAGACCCGUUCAAAUGCGUGUGAUUAACCUGCCACUCAAAACAGGGGACAUGCGAGGAGUCCAAUAAAAUGUGAAAAUUGCAUAAUUAAAUAUUUCCCUCUCUAAUGUAUCCAGCUGACUUGGAAAAAAGGGCGUACGCCAUUGAUAUAAGCGAACGGUCAUACUGAAUCAAGUAGCUAUAGAAGUGAACAAGCUGAAUAUUAUAAUUGAAGACCGUGUUAGACUGCGUGGCAUUGACCUGCAGGUAGUAAAAUAUUGGCGUGACAUUCUUUCAAAGGGGAUUGUGGUUUUCCUGCUUUAGCACCACGCAUUGUUCUUGGAAACCAACAAAUCAGCGAUUGACUACUAUGGGCACUCGUAUAAUCCGUCCAGUGCUUUCGCAGAUUUUAUAUGAUAUGUGACACGUAUCUAAGAGCAACUAUUUGACCUUUUGGGGUCAGUUAACAUAGUGAGUCUUAUUAGUCUCUCUGUGAUAUCAUCAGAAUACAACAUCCACGGAUUUACAAUGACGGUAAGGUUAUUUUUCAUAUACAGUAGUCUAACAAAUUGCAUUAAAAUAUAUAUGCAUAAUAUUAGAGUGCAUGUCGUAAUGUUAGCUUAAUGCAUACAAAUACAUUUACAGAAUUAGUAAAUGUAAUAUUAUGGUAACGCUAGUAAGUAUCAAGCACUAAACAUGAAUGAGAGGGGUAAAAUGUCACUGUUAUCGUGAGCGUGCGUGGGAGUUUAUUUACACUUUCGUUUAUUGUGAAGCGUUUUUCAUUCAGAAUAAGUUCAUUCAGGUGGACAAAACUUUUUAGGCCCAUGUAAACCACGUCAGAAGAAUACCUACUGCAUCGCUCCUUUGCUCUUCAAUGCAGCUCAAGUAACAAACCGAAUGAUUUUGUAAAUAUGACUACGACAUGUCAUGUUCGUAAACGGCAAUAUGCUACAGUUUAAAUGCAAUAGAUUUAACAUUGAGGCCUGACAGGUGACUAGCAAAAAAAUUAUAAAAUAAAAAACUAUUUUCACGGCACGUUUGUUUACAGUAAAAGGUAAUAAAUAAAUAAAUACAUUACUUUUUCAGGUUUUCAGUUUUUAUAGUCUGUUUUCAUUUGGCAAUUUAAAUGCCGGCUUGCACUUUUGACAUUGUUCCAACUCGCAAACAUUCAGAAUCAGAGCAUCACACUGUAAUGCCACAAUCAUAUUUUUGGCCAACUUAUUUGGAGGGAAAACAUGGGCUUUCUAGCCAUGUUAGAAAGAAUUUCUGACUGAAAAAUGAUUUUCCAAGGCUUAACUUCAACAAGACAUUGGCCUGAUGCUAAUACAACUAGACCGAAAGCGUGUCGGUGAACAAUCUACUUUCAAAUAAUUAAAAUAUUAUCUCUCUCUCUCUCUCUCUCUCUCUCUCUCUCUCUCUCUCUCUCUCUCUCUCUCUCUCUCUUUCUCUCUCUCUCUCAUCUGUAUGCCGCGUAACCUAGGCCUGUUGUAUCGUUUUCGUCCGUAUUUUACUUCGCGUCUUCUUCUUCUUGCUCUUCUUAUUCUCUAUUAGGUGCCUCCUCCUGUGCUCUUCAUCUGUUCCGACUCUGGGCCCGAAUCUGACAGCUACGUGAACAAUAUUACUUCGAAUCAUAACAACAGGUCCCUUACCAUUACUUCUGUUUCUGGGACACUGCCCGACGUUUCAUCUAUUCACAAAUGUAGAGAAACGGAUCCCAUGGCAAAGUAAAAGAGGGGUGGGCAGCUGAAGGAAAAGGGGCUUGGGGGUGUUUUCGGAAUAAGCGCAGAACUUCCAGAAAUCACCAAUUACUGUAUCCGUUUCUCAUGUGAAUAUGCAGAAUCUCGCACCUUGCCACAUUUCUACUCAAACCUACCCACGACUGUCUUACAAUAUUUUUCAAUUGUUCAGCGUUGUUGAAAUUGUUUUAGAGAGCCACAUACAAUUAGUAAUAUUUAAUUGUGCCUUACAACGUUUAAGACAACUCAUUUGUGCGCUUUUUAAUUUCGUCUUCUAAUGCAGACGAGAAUUGUCGAUGUUAAAUAAACUCUGAUAGAGUACAUUUUCUUGAAAAAUUUUGAUCUCUGAGAGAAAACGUUACUGAUCAUGCUCCAUUAUUGGUAAACAAAAAAGAAAAACAAAGUAAAAGUUAAAAAUUAUAUAUAUAUAUAAAGUUUAGGGGGGUUACUGCAUUAUUGUAUUCUCAGUGUUAUAAAUAAAUAUACUUUCUCCCUCUUUGUAUUGUCUCAGGUCAGCGCAGGCGCUCUGGUUUCUUGGUGUAGCUAAAGCAUUUUUCUUUAUUGGAAACUGUCACAAGUGACGUCAAUCAUUGAGCUCCGACCAAUUAGAAUGCUCCAUCAUUGUUUAGCUCCGCGGGCUGCAGCGCCUACCAUGAAUCUCUAUUCAGUAUAUCAAAGCGUCCUGCUGCUGCCUCUCAACCGAAUGGGAUUCCAUGUAGGCACUGAGAUAGGCUGUGAACUUUAGAAAGUUUUUUUUUUUUUUUUCAUUGCUAUUAAAAUAUAUUUGUCAUCAUCAUUAUUAUUUUGCCUGCUGUCAAGUUAUUCCAAAAUUAGGAGUAAUGAGCGUGGAUACUUUGGGAAACUUUAUGAUGGACACCGCGUUUUCCAAACGGAGCACGGCGCUGAGAUUAGUUGACUUGGCAGGGGCUCACCACCACCAUCAUCACCACCAUACCCCUCAGAGCGUGACAGGCAUCCCGGGGUUCAGCAGCCAUCCACAUUCAAUGGCUCACACGCACCCUGGGGAGAUUACUGCAGAACCCCGCCUGGGGCCGAGUCCAUUCGGGCCAGAACACAUGGGGCACUCCGCGGCCCUCAAAAUCAGCCCAGCCCAUCAUUAUCCUCACCACCAUCAGCACCACAAUCAUCAUAUGGCAGGCCACAGUGAAGUGGUCUCCAGUCAAACGAGAGCUUUUGGGCCGCUCCAGCCUGCGACAGUCCCAUACUCUAUGUCUCAUACGGCCCAGGCAUUGUCGCCAGGUAGGGAUUUCCUCAUUCGAAGAGAUCUGACAGUUCAAGGCAUGCCAGGGCUGACCGAGCAAACUCCUGCUACAGCUUCUCAUCACGGAAUGUUUGUUUCGACAACAGGUAGCUAUCCUGGAUACUAUGGUCAUCAUCCGAACGGUGGAAGCCAUACCCUCUUCCCUGGACUCCAUCACGAACCGCCAGCGAACGGAGCUCCAGGUGGCCAAGAACUGAAUGGACAAAUAAGGUUAGGAAUACCAGGAGAAAUGUAUGUUCGGUCUGAUCACUUGAGUCAAGUGACUGGCUCUCCGUUGCACGGCUACGGCGGAAUGAAUCUUAACAUGAAUCUCAGCGCCCACGGACCCGGGGCUUUUUUUCGGUACAUGAGGCAACCGAUAAAGCAAGAGCUUAUUUGCAAGUGGCUGGAGCCAGAGCACGCGGCGAAAAAACUUUGCUCUAAAACUUACAGCACUAUGCACGAACUUGUUACACAUGUUACAGUCGAGCAUGUUGGUGGACCUGAGCAAGCAAAUCAUAUCUGCUUUUGGGAAGAAUGUCCGCGAGAAGGAAAACCUUUUAAAGCGAAGUACAAACUUGUAAAUCACAUCAGAGUACACACCGGCGAAAAACCGUUCCCCUGCCCGUUUCCCGGCUGUGGGAAAGUAUUCGCAAGAUCUGAAAACCUCAAGAUCCACAAAAGGACCCAUACAGGUGAAAAACCUUUCAAAUGCGAGUUUGAUGGAUGCGAUAGACGUUUCGCUAACAGCAGCGAUCGAAAAAAGCACUCCCACGUGCACACCAGCGAUAAGCCUUACAACUGCAAAGUGAGGGGUUGUGACAAAUCCUACACUCACCCGAGCUCCCUGAGAAAACACAUGAAGGUGCAUUGCAAGUCUCCACCUCCGAGCUCGGGCUACGAAUCUUCGACCCCAUCUCUCGUGUCUCCUUCUUCGGACUUGGGUCGAGACCCAACUUCCUCUGGCCACUCCGAAUCCCUGCACUCAUCGCAAGCUGCAAAUUUAAGUGAGUGGUACGUUUGUCACAGUUCGGGAGCGAGUGGGACUCAGACCCCUCCAAGUAGCUCGUCUUCACCUGACCCCGCGGACGGGCCGUCCGACAGAGAAACUGAGUCAAGGGACGCAUUCUAAGUAGCACGUGACCCAGAACAGUUUUUGUCCACAUACCGAGGAUGUAUAGACGUAAAAAAAAAAAAAAAAAAACUAUUGGCCACCUUUCCGUAAUGCACUGGGGCACGUACACAUAAUGAAAGUAUAUAUAUAUAUAUAUAUAUAUAUAUAUAUAUAUAUAUAUAGCGGAUAUUGCUGCGAUAUCUUGUAUUGCUUUAUCAUGCGCAUGAUGCUGUUUUUUAUGUAAAUGUAUUUCAGUCUCAGUAUUUCUUUAAUUUAUUUUUUAAAUCUAACAGGAAUUUUUUGUAUUUUUUAACCAAAGUGUUUCAAUGGACGAUUAUGUACAAUUGUAAAUGGUGAUGUUUUCAUGUAUUGUGUUAACUGAAAUUUUGUAAACUGAAGUCACUGGGGAAAAUAUUUUGUAUUGUUUACUACUGGUUUGUAAAAAAUAUUAAUUUAAGCAUUUCGUACAGAAUAUAAUUGUACAUGUGUGCAGUCAGUAAGCCCACAAUUCCAGUAGCAUUCUUGCAGCAUUUAAUAUUACCUGUAUUGCUUUCAUCAUGAUUACUGCAAUUUUUGAUAAAUGUGAGCAAUUUUGUGUUUUUGUUAAGAAUAACAUUUUUACGAAAAUUUUAAUUAAAAUUAUUCCAGAACUAUCGGUAUAUGUACCAAACAACCUUGUACUUUUGUUAGUAUUUUGAAUAAAUCGUAGUCUAAAUGAUUGUAUUGUCAAAACGCAUAAGAUUUGUUGCCAAAUUGUCGUGGAAAAUGUACAAGUAAAAUAUAUACAAACGGUACGUUUGCAAUGCUUGCAAAUGCAGCUCAAUAAAUAAUUUCCUUAACGAUUCA